Cordyceps fumosorosea ARSEF 2679 is the source of this 954-nucleotide messenger RNA. RefSeq names its product NAD(P)-binding domain protein. Lineage: Eukaryota; Fungi; Ascomycota; Sordariomycetes; Hypocreales; Cordycipitaceae. The record is from RefSeq and is a predicted model, not a curated record. The transcript has 2 exons. The coding region runs from base 1 to 954 and encodes 317 amino acids. Gene Ontology annotation, molecular function: shikimate 3-dehydrogenase (NADP+) activity. Gene Ontology annotation, biological process: chorismate biosynthetic process; shikimate metabolic process.
AUGGCUAUCGCACAAGAGAGGGAAAUAGACGGGGAGACAAAGCUGCUGGACCGUCAUGGCUACCUCUUUGGCCAACACAUUCAGCACUCAUGGUCGCCCUUUCUUCACCGUAUCAUCUAUGAGGAUCUCGGAUUGAACUGGGCGCAGCUUCGACUCGACUCGGCCGACCUGCGCCAGUUUCUGCAACUUGCGCAACACCCCAACUUCUAUGGUGCGUCCGUCACCAUGCCCAACAAGGUGGCCAUCCUGCCGCACCUGGACGAGAUGACGGACGAGUGCCGCGACGUCGGCGCCUGCAACACCGUCUUCCUCCGCGCCGGCCCCUCCGGCCGACGGCUCCUGUGCGGCACCAACACGGACGUUGUCGGCAUCCGCGACUCCUUCUACCACGCCGUGGCCUCGCCCGACGCCGUCUUCCACGACCGGCCCGCGCUCGUCGUCGGCGGCGGCGGCGGCGCCCGCAGCGCCGUCUACGCCCUCCGCAAGUGGAUGCGCGCCACCACCAUCUACCUGGUCAACCGCGACGCUGGCGAGGUCGCCGCGGUGAUGCGCGACUGCGCUGCGCGCGGCUACGGCGACCGCCUGCGGCACGUCCGGACGGUCGCGGAGGCAGAGGGGCUGGAGCCGCCGGGUGCGGUGGUGGCGUGCGUGCCGGACCUGGAGCCGCGCACGGAGGAGGAGCGCACGGCGCGGGGGGUGGCGGACGCGCUGAUGACGGGGAGGAGGAGGGGCGUGGUGCUGGACAUGUGCUACAACCCGACGCCCUUUACGAGGCUGGUGGCGUUUGCGGAGGAUCACGGCUGGCAGGUGAUUCUCGGCACCGAGGCGAUGAUAUUGCAGGGGCUGGAGCAGGAUAAGUACUGGACGGGGAAGGGCGUCGCGGAGCUGCCGGUGGCAAAGGUGCGCGAGGCGAUUGCGGACCGGGUUGCGAAGCGUCUGGAGGCAAAGUUGUAG